Molecule: messenger RNA, 2715 nt
Organism: Desarmillaria tabescens
Lineage: Eukaryota; Fungi; Basidiomycota; Agaricomycetes; Agaricales; Physalacriaceae
Product: Oxysterol-binding protein-domain-containing protein
Exons: 10
Coding region: 355-2586 (743 amino acids)
Biological process (GO): maintenance of cell polarity; endocytosis; piecemeal microautophagy of the nucleus
Cellular component (GO): membrane; cytosol; intracellular membrane-bounded organelle
Molecular function (GO): sterol binding
Source: RefSeq, a predicted model, not a curated record
CACCGUGUCGAAUCGAUCAAUAACACCGGUCUUAACCGGACCGUCACCCCGCUUAUUCAUCCCUCCUUCAAUACCGUGACUGAAUAAUUCCACAAAUUCAUCGAAUUUUAGAAUUGUCUUCGGGAGCUUUCUCGAAUCACUGGAGCAAUCAGCGCUUGUUCAACACUCCGGGUAGGUACCAAUACGUUGGGGUUUAUACCUUGCAGCGCCUGGCAGCGGCAGUGCCUCGGGAUAGCCAGGGAUCGUGGGCGCAGCCUGAUAUAGGCUGCCACAACGCUCAUUUUAUUUGGAGAAGUGCCAGUGCGCUGCUUGUCGUCUCCUAUCUUGCCACUCUUUCCCUUCGCCCCUUCCGACAUGGCAUCCCAUAGUGCUGCUGCACGAGCCUCUCUGUCCUUAAGCAUGCCCUAUUCCGGAAUCAACAACAGUCUUUCCAGUCGUGUCGUCGUCUAUGAAGGAUGGGUCCUGAAGAAACGGCGCAAAAGGAUGCAAGGGUUUGCUCGCCGCUACUUCACUCUAUAUCAAUCUGGCCUCCUCUCUUAUUCCUUCGAGCCCGGUCAACCUACUCGAGACCAGAUUUCACUGCAUCACGCAGCUAUUUCCACAGCCCCAGGACGAAAAGACAUCCAUUUGGAUUCGAAUACUGCCACAUUCCACAUUAAGUGUUUAAGCACGGACGACUUCAAUCAAUGGAUGACUGCGUUUAGGAAAUUCGUUGUUGCAGGUGCAGAAAUUCGUAAAUCAAACAGCAUAAGAUUAGCAUCCCGUCAACAAGGCAACUUCAAAUUGAGCAGAUCAGGCGCCAUUGCCGACGACAUGAGCACAACCAUAUGUCAACUUGAAGAUGCUUUGGACUCUCUCAAGGCCGACGUCAACACGAAGAAACAUCAUAAACAUAAGAACGAGAAGGAGAAGAAAGAUUCCGCUUCCAUGUUCGGAUUGUUUAAAAAAGUGCCACAUGUUACUUCAGACGUCGGCUCUGAUAGCAUCCGUUCAGAAUGUAGUACAAAUCUAGACACUUCGUUGAGCUCUUUCCAGCGCGUCCGUCUAGCUUUGGACACGUUGAAAAGUCAACAUACUGCCUUACUUAGGUCUCUUCAGACACCCACACAGGCCGAGGCUGUCACCUCCGCUCAUGUAUCACCCCUUCCAAUCACUGAAGAGGAGGAGCAUAUAGUUGCUCCCCAUAGUCCUAAUAUCUCAUUCAAACCUUCCAAGCGCGCAUCGAUCGCUACCACCAUUACUGAUAGCAUCAACGAGUGGUUUGACGCCCCAGAUGGCUUCAACGAGGGCGCCCAAGAGUUUGUAUUGGAUGUCCACGCUUUCCCAGAUGGUACGGAACAACCGAGCCGAAUGCUGAGUAACGACAGCAGGAGCAGCUUGGAUCAUGGAGAAGACUCAAGUGUCGAUACGGACAUUGCACAAGAACCGGGCCCCACCAGGUUACCCAGUGAAGAAGCUAUCCAACCCGAUGCAUCUGCUUAUGCUCUCCAGGUUGUUCGACGGACCCGUUUACCAGCGCCUCCCGUUGGUGACGAAGGCAGUCUCUUCUCCAUGCUCAAGAAAAAUGUUGGGAAGGAUCUCUCAACGAUAGCGUUUCCUGUAACCUUCAAUGAGCCGUUAACACUGCUCCAAAGAGCCGCCGAAGAAGUGGAAUAUUACGAUCUUCUUAAUCAAGCUGCUGAUACAGCGGAUCCAGCAGAUCGUAUGCGUUAUAUUGCAGCAUUUGCAGUCGCCAGCUAUGCACAUACUAGACAUCGCUCAGGCAGAAAAGGAUUUAAUCCAAUGCUUGCCGAAACGUAUGAAGAUGUGCGGAUGAAAUUCAUUGCUGAGAAAGUUUGCCAUAACCCAUUAGAGAUGGCGUAUCAUGCCGAGGGGAAGGGCUGGGAAUUAUAUGCUACAUCUUCUGGUAAGACCAAAUUCUGGGGUAAAAGUCUGGAGAUCAUCCCGCUGGGUACAACACAUGUCAAAAUUGGAGAGGAUCACUUUCACUGGAAAAAACCUUCCUCAUUCAUGAGAAAUCUCAUGGUCGGAACAAAAUACCUGGAACAUUGCGGCAAACUUACUAUUGAAAACAUGCGAGACUCAAGUCGCUGUGUUCUUGAUUUUAAGCAGAGCGGUUAUUGGGCAGUGUCCAAUGUUGUCUCUGGUACUCUAUAUUCCCCGUCGAGCAACAUCGUGUCGCAGCUAGAAGGUAAAUGGGACGAACAGCUUGCUGAGACAGUGGACUCCUCUCACUUGCGUAUACUGUGGAGAGCGACGCCGUGGCCCAUAGACACCCAUCAGUAUUAUGGGUUUACGUCCUACGGAAUCACGUUAAAUGAAAUCACGGACGACAUUGUUAAUUGUUUGCCCCCAACUGAUUCUCGUUACCGACGUGACGUCCGAGCGCUUGAAGAAGGUGAUUUGGAUUUAGCUGAGGAGGAGAAGACACAUGUUGAGGAGUUACAACGGGCCCGGAGACGCAGAGGAGAAGAACGGCAGCCGCGGUGGUUCAAGCAAGUCGGAGAUGAAUGGAUCUAUAUUGGCGGAUAUUGGGAAGCUAGAUUGAAGGGCUGGAAGGAUACAGAAAUCCUGCCUCUCUGGUGAUGUGCUUCGUAUUCGCUUGGUGAUACCCAUAGGUGUACAAUACUCCUGAUACUAAUCAUCAUCUGGCAUAGAGUACAUUACGAUCUGCUGAAUAACAACGACAUAGUGAUUGUUCGGAACAAAUUUCAA